UCUGCCCUGACUCCCGCACAGUUCUUCUUACAGGCGCAUUUGGUUCGAGAUACCCACUGUUUUGCAGCUGUCGCUUUCCGGCCAAUUACUGCAAUAUCGCAUAUACCCCAACACUUGGCGACUUUCACGACUCCAAAAGGAGCACGCGCACAACGCGCCACCCCUCCAUUUAGCGACUGUGACGAGUGCCGCGGGGGGAGACAUGGAAAACAACCAAUCCGCCGCGCGCGCUGCGAAACGCUUCCUCGACGACCGCACGCGCAACGACUGGGCGUAUCCUGGUCUACCACCUCCUUGGGAGCACAGCGACGAGGAAGUCCGCAACGCGGUUGAUUUCCGCGAACGAUACUAUGGUGAGAGUGAAAGCAGCGACUCCGACAUUGAGCCCACCACCGGCGCAAGCAAGGACGCAGAGCACGAUGCCUACAAAUUCGAUAGCCCAGAUGCCAUCGGCGACGCAGUUGAGCGCACGCGAGAGCAGAGGCGCAAGCGCAGGAGAAUGAGACUAGAGCAAGAAAUGGCCGAGAACGAAGGCCUCCGGAUCUGGGUAGAGAGAAGAGAUGCAUGGACCGGCGCAGCCAGCGUGUGCAAGUACGGUCCUCACUCGACUCCAAAAUCACACCCUCCUUCCCCGAUAUCUCAGCACGACUCCGGCAACGGCGCAGAAGACACCAUGCAACUGGACCCCACGCAACUCGACCCCACGCAACUCGACCCUGCGCAACUCGACCCUGCGCAACUCGACCCUGCGCAACUUGACCCCACAUCACAACCCCCGUCCACUUCAGAAGACACGCCAGCUACAUUCGACCUCUGCCCCGUAGCCCCGCGCCUCCUCUCCGACAACCCCAUCCGCGCCAGCAUAAACCCCAAAACGUACGCUGACAUCUACGCCAAAAUCGUGACAUCCUCGCGCACACCCUCCGUGCCCAUCAAUCUGUCCGAUAUGACGAGAGCGCUGGUGCAGGGGUGGAAGGAUACGAACGAGUGGCCGCCGAAGAUUGGCGCUGUAGAUCCGCUGGUGGGGAAGAAGAGGAGUAGCCAUGGUGUGCUUGGGGGUGGGAGGGAUGGGCUGGGGCGAGGGGAGGGAGGGGGGUUUAUUCAUAGACAUCCACAUUUGGAGAAGGGGGUUGGGAGCGUGAAGAAGAUUUUGCAUAUGAAUGGACAUCAUGGGGAGGGGGCGAAGGAGGGGUGA
Messenger RNA from Macroventuria anomochaeta, 1195 nucleotides. RefSeq lists its product as uncharacterized. The record is from RefSeq and is a predicted model, not a curated record. Bases 203 to 1195 code for a protein of 330 amino acids. NCBI's taxonomy places the organism in Eukaryota, Fungi, Ascomycota, Dothideomycetes, Pleosporales, Didymellaceae. The transcript has a single exon.